This is a messenger RNA of Saccostrea cuccullata (small rock oyster), 3907 nucleotides long. RefSeq lists its product as uncharacterized. The record is from RefSeq and is a predicted model, not a curated record. Lineage: Eukaryota; Metazoa; Mollusca; Bivalvia; Ostreida; Ostreidae. The transcript is spliced from 7 exons. The coding region runs from base 42 to 2738 and encodes 898 amino acids.
GUCGUCUUUACAGUCAUCCCCUACUGAUACUCCGUCUGCAGAUGAACAUACUGACUCAUGUCACCAUGGAGGACACGGAGAUAUAUGAUAAGAUACAGCAGAUAUUAAAUAUCCCAGACAAUAUACUGAACAAGGAUGAGGAUAAAAGGAAACAAUUUCUACAGGAACUAAGAAGAGAAGGGGAGGCUGUACAUUACAGAGGGAGAUCACAGGACAGUGUAGAUCACGUGGCGUGGCUCUGGAGAUACAGGUAUGGAGCGAGACCUGACGUCGUGAGAUCUUGUAUAGGCCUUCAUCCUCACGGGGACAUUUACAUCAUCGACAACAAACCUCACAGAAAACCAAGUGAACAUCGUAACAAUCCAGAGGAAGUCGGGUGUCUACUGUAUUCUCUACUGUUAACUGAGAAAUAUCAGCUGAAUCUCAAUGAACAUAAACAAUCUCACAGGAUCAUAAGGGACAAAAUUAGAGACAGAUAUUUCCCUAAUAUUACCGAUGACGGCUUGGUAGAUUAUUCUGAAGGAUUCACAGAAACAGAUAAUGGUAUGAUAAGCUUUAUAUCAGACGACGUCCGACAUGACGUCAUGUACGCCUUUGUUACGGAGUGUCUGGUGGAGGACAGUGAUCUGGAGUUUUUCCUGACCACGGCGUCACGUGACGUGAUAUCAGAAUACUGCCGGUCCUGGAAUUAUAAGAGGAGUGAGGGAGAGAGAUGUCUGUAUAUACCGGAGGAGCCGGAAAAGAUGUACGACCUCUUCAUAGACAAACUACAGCUAGACAUCAUCACACACUGUACCGUGUCUGACAGGAGGAUUCAUGGCAGAAUCAGUAAACACUUUGGCGUCCCUAGUGAAGUACUACAAUGGGACCCGGAGGCCAGAGAGCGGUAUGUGGAGUACGCUAAGAGAGGAACACAGACAGUCCACCACGCCCGGGGGAUGAUUGUAGGAUGUGCUGGGGCGGGGAAAACAACACUACUUAAACGUCUGCUCCGAUGCACUGAAGAAGAGAUUAAGGAAGUAAAAUCUACUGAGGGAUUGGAGGUGCAUGAGGAAAUAUUUGAAUUAUGUGAUGAAGCAAAAUCUCUAAAAGUAAGAACACGACAUAUGGAUCUCAGAAAUAAUGAGGAAAAUGAAACUGACUUUGAAAAGAAGACUCUGACUAUGUUCGACUUUGGGGGCCAGUGUGCGUACUACGCCUGUCACCAGAUUUACCUGACCAGGAGAGCUUUCUAUGUUGUGGUGGUGGACGCCUCUAAACCUCUUGACCAGAAGGUGGAUAAGGAAGUGUGUGAUCAAGAUGGUAGUAUGUUCUCCGGAUGGACCUAUGGAGAUUACUUCGUUUUCUGGUUGAAGUCUAUACAUACCUACUGUGGUUCUGACAGUGAUAAAGAUCAAAAGCCCACAGUUCUGAUAGUAGCAACCCAUUGGGACAAAAGAAACACUCAGUUUCAUGAUAAAAACCGAUUGAUGGAGAGCCUGCGCUGUCAGAUUCCAAAGUCAUCUCACUUAGCACAGUACAUCCGAGAUGAUAACAUUUUUUGCGCUGAAUUUAAUUUACCUCUCCGUGAUCUAGAAACUUGUCUUUUCAACAUAGCUUCCCAUCAACGAUGGAACGAGAACAUUCCAAAAGAAUGGUCGUUUUUUGAAAUAGAAAUCAAUCAGAAAAAAAUCUUAAUGAGAAUCAUGAAUAUCUGGGAAAUAAAAUCAACGGCUUCAGAGAUAACUGAUAGAGGACAGAGCGCUUCCAAUGAAGAUGAAAAUGAAAAACUAGAUAUGCUGAGAUAUUAUCAUGACACUGGAAAAGCUCUAUAUUUCAAGGAAGAUGGUCUGGACGAUAAAAUAAUUAUUAAUGUGCAAUGGUUUAUUGACGCCUUCAAACACAUCAUCACAGACAGACUACAUUUUAAAGGAAUUCCUGGGACUCAGGAGAACUGGGAAGAAUAUUACAAAACUGGCAAUUUGCGAGACCGACUCCUUCUGGAGAUCUGGAAACACAAAGAUGAAGAGUUGUGCGAAAAGCUAAAGAAAGAAGGAAAAUUAACCGAUACAAAAGUCAGAAGUGAAAAAGAAUCAUAUGAGAAAGACAAACGAUAUCUUCAAUGCCACAAGGUAUCGCUCCUUAUCUUUAUGCAAAGACUUGGUUUGCUGGCUAUUGGUACAGAAUCUCACUAUGUUCCGUGCAUGAAUCGUAAAGAAAUUGAAAAAGAACUUUUAAAUCUCAUCGAGGAAUCGGAAAGUAAAUCAUCUGUCCUUGUUUAUGAAUUUGAUUUUCUGCCAUUUUUCUUGUUUUUUCGCCUUGUUAUUGCUUGUAUGCAAGAAAACGGUUGGAAAGUCCUACGAAAUCAAGGAACAUCUUGCCUCUACAAAAAUGCUGCUUUGUUUUCCUACAUACAAUACAACAUUGUUUUAUCCGUCACUGAAGAAUCUAUACAACUUCAAGUAUUUUGCCCGAUACAAGGACAUUUUUUGGAAACAGAAAAAACAUGCUUGAUUCAAGGAAGAAUAGAAGAGCUGUUAAAUGCUUUAGCAGGAACAUUUCAUAGAGAGAUACAGUAUGUAAGAGGCUUUAGAUGUCGAAUGGACAAAGAAAAAAUGAUUGCCAUCGAUAUAAAGGACCAUUUUUUACCUCAAAAAGACAUUCCAAACGAAGAUCUUAAAUUGAUGUGUCCUUUGCAUUCCGUUAAUGAUCGGCAUAUCAUUGAUACCACUGAACUUACUAGGUAUUGGAAAUUGUAGAGAAAGACAUCCACCAAUUUAUAAAUUAUAAUUAUUUAAAAGAAUUACAAAACUUAUUGCCUAAUAAUUUAAUUUCAGUUGUAACUCGGCAUUUGAUUGGUUUAACGGUUUUAUCAAUUUUGUAUAACAUAACUUGCCUACGUCACAAUGAGUUACGUCAAAAACGAAGUACUUUGCUUGAGUUAACUUUUAAGAUAUGCCAUAUUUGAAACCUUUUUCCGAAGGAAUAAAAGAAAGAAUUGUAUCAUUGUCUACUUUGAAAUUAAAUUAUAAUGAAUGAUGCUAAUUUCAACUUAUGUUAUACGAAAUAACAUAACUUGGGGCAGUUUAUGCUGUUUUAUAAACCGCGAUAUGGUUGAAAAUUAUACACCCUAUACGUGUUUGAAAAAUUCAAAUGUUUUUUUUUUUUAUUUUUCAAAUGUUGUGUAUGGUUUGAAAAUUUUUUUUGAAUUUGAAUGCUUAAUAUUUUUUGUCACUCAACUGAGAAUGAAAACAUGCUUAGAAUGCGCUUCUGUAUUGUCGUUUGACAAUUUGUGUAAUUGAUAUAUCAUUAGCAAACAAAUCUUCCAUUACUUUUCACUAAGAAUAUGUACACAUUUUUUUUUUAUUUCUAAGUGAUCUAGAUUAGCGAAAUAUGUUCAACAGUGUAUUCUUAAAUUAUUUAAUGUGCUUACUUACUAUUGUACAGACAGUAUUUUCAUUAAGGUCAAAUUUAUAUAUGUGUGCAAUGUUUGAACACGGAACUGAAAACGUAAUAUGUAAUAAUAAAUGAGCAAUUUUUACAACUAGACUAGGAAAAACCUUAAUCACAGUUUAUGUUCACUGAUGUUUUGGUUUUAUUUUGUUAUUUUGCCCUGUUUGAUCAAACAUGAAAGAAUGCUGCAUUUUAGAAAUGUGACAUAAUAAGUAAUAAUAACAUUUCUAUUUUAAACUAAGAAAAAGUCCCUCAAGAAAUAGAUUCGAGAACCUUUGUUAAUUUUUAUUUUCAAAUAUUGUAUUUAAAUAUAGCAGGGUAAAAUUCAUUGAAGACGUUUUUCUCCCAAUCUUUGUCAAUGAUACAUCUUGUCUGUUUUAUUUGAAAGAAAAUUUCACUACAAAUUGGUGCCAUUCAGCAUUUUUUAAGAAGGUAUGGUAAAAUGUCUAGUUUUUGGUGUCACAAAAAAAAAUGG